AUGGCAGAAAAAUGUUACCCUCCACAUAGCCACCCAACACAACCUGCUCCGAAUAGUGUGUCUCGUCUACAGAACGACAAAGCCUACAGAUGGCGGGAAGUUCUUAUAGGUCAACAAGGACCAACUUUUUUAGACCUGCAGAUUAUCACAGGGACUGAUGUUGAGACAGCCUCAUAUUUCUUUAAAGCUGCAUCGUUUGGUCACAUGGUUGGAUCUCUCAUCAUCGGCUUCGUGCACGGGAAGAUAAACAGCAAUGUGCUGACGGCCAUAGCUCUUAUAGUGGCAGGAGUCUUGACUACCAUCACACCAUACUGCCAAUCAUUUGUUCUCAUGCUUAUGAUCAAGUUUUUUGUUCGAGUCUUCGCUGGAAGUCUGGCAAUCAUUGUGAAUGCCGAACAUAUGCAUAUUUGGGGCAGUGAUAAUCAAUCUCUUUUACAAGCCAUACAUUUCACAUAUGCACUUGGAGCGGUCUUCGCGCCUCUGUUCACAGAGCCAUUCCUAGUAAAGAAGGAGAGUAGUACCAGUAUCAAAUAUAGAGACCCAGUCUCUUCUGGAAACUCAUCAAGUCAGUGGAAGCAAGAAAGUGCAUCAAACAUGACAUGGUUAGCUACCAAUGGUACCAUGUCUGAAAAAGAAAGAACUACAGAUGUUCAUUAUGCAUUUCUUAUAGCUGGCAUCAUUGCUAUUCUAACUUCUUUUCCUUUUAUAGUUCUGAGAUGUGUAGAACAGUCAAAAGAAAACAAAUCUGUUGAGAGAUUCACUCAAAAAAUCUUUGCUGGCAUGGCUGGUAUUUCAAUGUCGGCUGUUUUCCCUUCAGCUCUAUCUUGGGCAGAAUCAGAACUGCUAAAAGUGACUGGUUGGAUUACAUCUUUUAUUCUGAUUGCUAGUUCUAUCGGCACGAUGAUCAACCCACUUAUCAUUGGUUAUCUCAUGGAAGAAGUUUCCAACAUGUGGUUCUGUUAUGUUUUGUUAAGUCAAACUUUGUUGCUGUGUUGUAUUUUCCUAUUUCUCCUGUUGUUUAACAGAUGUUAUCUCAACAAAGUUUAUGGAAAAGUUGGAGAUAGUAAAAAUGUAGAGAUAGUUAUGGAGGCACCGCUUCAAGAAACUGACAAGUUCCUUGACAUACGUGAAAAAGAAUUUUCACCCAAAAUAUGA
Messenger RNA from Physella acuta, 1155 nucleotides. Its product is annotated as sodium-dependent glucose transporter 1-like. Lineage: Eukaryota; Metazoa; Mollusca; Gastropoda; Physidae. The record is from RefSeq and is a predicted model, not a curated record. Gene Ontology annotation, molecular function: D-glucose transmembrane transporter activity.